Oncorhynchus masou masou (cherry salmon) is the source of this 1285-nucleotide messenger RNA. RefSeq names its product integrin alpha-6-like. Gene Ontology annotation, molecular function: integrin binding. The coding region runs from base 1 to 1266 and encodes 421 amino acids. Gene Ontology annotation, biological process: cell adhesion mediated by integrin; leukocyte migration; cell-cell adhesion. The record is from RefSeq and is a predicted model, not a curated record. Lineage: Eukaryota; Metazoa; Chordata; Actinopteri; Salmoniformes; Salmonidae. The transcript is spliced from 6 exons. Gene Ontology annotation, cellular component: integrin complex; external side of plasma membrane.
AUGGCUGUUGAUAGGCUGGUCCUCAUUGAGAGGACUGUUGAUAGGCUGGUCCUCAUUGAGAGGACUGUUGAUAGGCUGGUCCUCAUUGAGAGGACUGUUGAUAGGCUGGUCCUCAUUGAGAGGACUGUUGAUAAGCUGGUCCUCAUUGAGAGGACUGUUGAUAGGCUGGUCCUCAUUGAGAGGACUGUUGAUAGGCUGGUCCUCAUUGAGAGGACUGUUGAUAAGCUGGUCCUCAUUGAGAGGACUGUUGAUAGGCUGGUCCUCAUUGAGAGGACUGUUGAUAGGCUGGUCCUCAUUGAGAGGACUAUUGAAAGGCUGGUCCUCAUUGAGAGGACUGUUGAUAGGCUGGUCCUCAUUGAGAGGACUGUUGAUAAGCUGGUCCUCAUUGAGAGGACUGUUGAUAGGCUGGUCCUCAUUGAGAGGACUGUUGAUAGGUUGCUUGUUGGUGCUCCGAGGGCCAAAGCUCUGGGAGGUCAGAAGUCAAAGGUCACAGGAGGACUCUACAACUGUGACACCACUUCCUCCAGCUGUAACCGCGUGGAGCUUGACAACAAUGAGAACCUGAAUACUGAGAGCAAGGAGAACCAGUGGAUGGGUGUAACAGUGAACAGCCAGGGACCAGGAGGAAAGAUUGUGACGUGUGCCCACCGCUACCAGCUGCGUCUGUUUGUGAACACGCCCCAGGAGUCUCGUGACAUCACAGGAAGGUGUUACGUGCUGAGCCAGGACCUGACAAUCAAUGUCCGGUCUGAUGAGGACGGAGGGAACUGGAGGUUCUGUGAGGGGCGGGCACGCGGGCAUGAGAGGUUUGGCUCAUGCCAACAGGGUCUGUCUGCCACCUUCACUAGGGACUAUGAAUACCUAGUGUUUGGAGCUCCUGGAGCAUAUGACUGGAAAGGUAUGGUGAGAGUAGAGCAUAAGAACAGCACUCUGUUGGAGAUGCGUUCGUACAAAGAUGGGCCCUAUGAGGUGGGUGAUGAGAACCAGUUAAACCCAGACCUGGUCCCUGUGCCCCCUAACAGCUACCUGGGCUUUUCUUUGGACUCAGGGAAGGCCAUCACUAAGAAGGGUCAGCUGACAGUGGUUGCAGGCGCUCCGAGAGCCCAUCACAGCGGAGAGGUGGUGUUGCUGAAGAAGGAGUCCGAUGAGUCCUCCAUGCUGUCACCAGAGUACAUCCUGGAAGGGGAGGGGUUAGCCUCAUCGUUCGGCUACGACCUCACUGUGGUGGAUCUCACUGGAGACGGGUAUGAGAAGACAAGACCAUGAUACUAUUUCCAUGGCCGGC